AUUGCGAUGUGUGUUACAACUUGGCACCUUUACCCAUGACGACCAACCCGUCUCAUAUACUUAUCGCACGAAACUCAAGAGGACCCAACAAUCCUUCUGCUUCCCUUAGCUCACCCACCGAAACUCACGCUGCCGCUGCUGGUAUCUUUAGGUCAUCGGGUUCUCCUCCCUGGCUUCUAGAGGAAUGCGAAACAGACGACAUCGUUUCCGAACUAAGCAUCGAUGAAGACGAUGAAGCCAUUGAAAUUGAUGAAACGUUCACGAAGAAUGCCCAAUUUCCAGGAACCGUCAAGAUUGUAGUCGAGAGUACUACUUUCUGGGCGCACAAGGAAGUCCUGUUCUUUGCAUCCCCCUUUUUUGAAGCCGCUCUCAGCGGAAACUGGGCAGAAACUGGCAGACCUCCAUCUAUGUCAUCCGUGAUCACAAUAUCGCAGCCACCCUCGGUACCAAAUUCAAGCAACCGAAGCCGCGAGCUGCCGACCGAAAUGAUGUUUGCCCCAAUGGAAGAGAACGAAGACUUAGAGGUGGUUUCUGAUGUCGAGGUUUUCAAGUCCGAUUCCCAUACCGACAACGGCUUAACAGCCAGCGAUUCUGAAACAAGCGAUGAUGAAGGAUUAAAACUACGAGCUCGUGCCCGGGACGACAGUUUGACAAAACUGCAGAAUAACUAUUAUCGCUCCUCUCCAACGUCCCGCUCCAUUCAGACCCCCAGCAUAACAUCCAGCAAGAAGCCUGUGAGGGCAGCUAUCCAAAGUCGGCCCAACAAUGGUCCCGACGCUGUGAUAGUGUUAAAAGAGGAAAGAGCGGGUACUUUCCACGACUUUCUGAAAUUCGUGUAUCCUCACCUGGAAUGUACUAUAACAUGGAACAAUGUCGAGGGUCUCAUGAACAUAUCCCACAAACUCUGUGUACCUUCACUACAAUGCGAGUGCUUGAAAUUCCUCCUCACACACGCGGCGGGCAAGCCAAUCAAAGCCAUGCGAAUUGCCGAACUUUUCGAGGAGGAAGAGCUGUAUCGCGAAUCCAGCCGUUUUGUUUUGGACAAUCCUGGCGGGUGGUCAGAGCAUGAACUGAAUACUUUGAGUCAAGAAACCCUUCUGAAAUUGGAGAAAAGGCGAAGUUGGUUCCUUGAAAGGGUUUUAAAGAUUGGUUUGACCACGGUAUCGAAAGAAUAUCAAUGUUGUGCAACUUGCCCCGAUCCUCCGACUUGCGCUCGACUGUUAGAGGAAAAAUGGCGUCAAGCUUAUCACGCUGUAUUCCGUUUCGGUCCACCUCAACCUUCUAUGGUAUAUCGAUAUCUCCGAAUGCUGGAGGGUGUCAGCCCGCCGCUGUCACUUACUCAACUAAGUUGCCAAACCACAGCCAAGGCCUUCAUAGCCACCCUUUUCGACCGAAUGUUCUCGCUCGGGGUGAGAGGAAGCGGAACAGGUGACGCGGCCCCUAUUGGAUCAAGGGUCGCAGCGGCGGUUGCAGGUGGCUCAACAGGACCACGACGACAUUUCCUGUAUUGCACAUUGAAACCCGAACCAGCUCCUCGACCUCGAAAAUCUCGCGAGUUACCUUGAAACCGGUGUCUUGUGCAACAAUAUGUAUGAAGUAACUCACCAUGAGGACUCUCGAAGAUCCGGGCCUUAC
Messenger RNA from Marasmius oreades (fairy-ring Marasmius), 1635 nucleotides. RefSeq lists its product as uncharacterized. The coding region runs from base 36 to 1565 and encodes 509 amino acids. Lineage: Eukaryota; Fungi; Basidiomycota; Agaricomycetes; Agaricales; Marasmiaceae. Gene Ontology annotation, molecular function: protein binding. The record is from RefSeq and is a predicted model, not a curated record. The transcript has 8 exons.